UUACAUUAUUUUCCCUCUUUUCUACACUUUUUUUGAAUUUGUAAUCUCAAAAAAAAAAAAAACAAACAAAAAAAAAAACCUUAAAAACAGAGUUCUCUUCUACUCAAUAACACUCACUCUCUUGUUUAUGCCAUGGAAGAACAAGAAGCCGACGACCUCUUCUUCGGCUUCAACUCCGCUCCACCUCUCGUCUCUCUAACCCCAUUCACGCCCUCCUCCACCUCCACUCGCCGCCUCUCCAGCUCCUUCAUCGCGCCGACCCCUCCUGUCCCCGCGGCUCGACGACUCGCCCGGGUUUCACUCCAAGGACGGCUCCUCAACGCCGACGAGGCCAGCUCGGCUGGAGCCAUAAAGGGUGGCUUGCUCCCGGAUGAAGCCGUGGCCUGGGAGCUCUUUAGCCCCGUUCAACGCUUCCUCAUUGUUGCUGUCAUUGGGGUUGCUGUUGCUGAGUCCAAGAAGAAUGGUCUCAUUUUUCAGCUCAAAAAAUCAGUGGAAUUUAGGGAUCAAGUUUUAUCAAGCAUGCAACAAAAGUUGGACAGUUUGUGUGAGCAGCUGAGCAAUGUCAAGGACUACUCAGGAGCUGGGGACAUUGAAGUUUUUGGCUCUGACAAAAACAAGCUUGUCUCUUGUGGUUGUUCACUCUGUGAUCAACAUCAUACCCUGUUUAACAAGCUGGGAGGCAAUUCUUUCAGUAAAGGCAGCAGUGGAGAUGAGAUUCUCCAGUAUAAGAUGUCUCUCACUAAUGUUGCUGAGCAAGAGGAGCGCCGAAUGUCUGAUUUAUCAGACUGGGCUUCCAGUGUCACAUCUGCUGCUGAAAUCCAGCUGAACAACUUAGCUAUAGAACAAGACACUUACAAUCUGAAGAAGGAUUGUGAAGACAAGGAUGCCACCAUAAAAGAGCUUACCACUUUACUGCACUCAUCUGAUGUAGCUGGCUCAAAGAGAAUAUCAGAACUGGAAGACAUUAUUAAGAGGAAGAACACUAUGAUUACUCGACUGAAGAAGGACAUGAUAAUCCUCGAACAAAAGGUGGUGAGUCUUACCAGACUUCGUAGGCCAUCUUUCUCUUCUUCCUCAGAGUCACCUAGUAUACACAUUCCACCAUUGACAGACAACCUACUUUACGACCUGGACAAUACCACUAGUCCUUCUUCAUCUUCUGAUUCAGACCGAGCAGAGUCACCGGUUCCUAAAACUCCAGAGAUCCCUCCUCCAAGUUUCGAUUUUCAUUCGACAAGACAACAAAGAUCAGUGCCAGCAAAACUCUCCAUUGUGAGAACAAAAGACAAGCACUCGAAAUCUCGAUCAGUAAGCCCUCUCAAGGAGUUGUCCAUGAACCGUAAAUCAGACACAUUCUCUUCUUUGAAACAAAGGCCGUUGUUGUCAUCAAGUGGAGAAACCAAAAGGAGUAGAAGACCUCAUGUAUCGGCACACAAGGAAACUACAACCACACACAAGAGAUGGGUUUAGUUAGUUCAAUUGGGAACACAUUGCAUGCCCAAGUUGCAUUUGGAAGCCUCCUCGUUUUCGUUAUAUAUUUAUUUAUGUAUAGGUGUUAGUUUAGAUGUCAGUGAGAUUAUGUUAAUGUGGUUUACUUAGUCGUCUUAAUCAAAGCUAUAUUUAAUGGUAGAAAUUUCUCAUCAUAAUAUAAUUGUGUUUUCAUAA
This is a messenger RNA of Humulus lupulus (European hop), 1665 nucleotides long. RefSeq lists its product as uncharacterized. Bases 133 to 1470 code for a protein of 445 amino acids. The record is from RefSeq and is a predicted model, not a curated record. NCBI's taxonomy places the organism in Eukaryota, Viridiplantae, Streptophyta, Magnoliopsida, Rosales, Cannabaceae. The transcript is spliced from 7 exons.